Molecule: messenger RNA, 153 nt
Organism: Sphaeroforma arctica JP610
Lineage: Eukaryota; Ichthyosporea; Ichthyophonida
Exons: 1
Source: RefSeq, a predicted model, not a curated record
AUGGGCGUCUUGUUUCCAUGCACAGGUCAUCACACCUUGUGCACAAUGGAUUACCCUGGCGAUGACGAUUGCGCGGAUAUUACUUUUGAGCUCCAAUCCGUCCGUGCCGAUGAGACCGAGCGUCAGAAGAUCAACGAGUUCCUCUCUGGAAAA